Striga hermonthica is the source of this 795-nucleotide messenger RNA. Lineage: Eukaryota; Viridiplantae; Streptophyta; Magnoliopsida; Lamiales; Orobanchaceae. The record is from the annotation of a GenBank genome assembly.
CACCCUUGACCGUGACCAAGGCAGGCCCUGAAGUGACCGUGCCCGCACCCAGUCCCGUCAGCAGCCGUAGCACAGCCGCAGCAAGGCCGUGGGCCGAGUUAGCCGCCGAUCGGUCGGCCUCAGCAGACCGGCGGUCUGGCCAAACCGAACCCGAGCAGCAUGAGGUUCCCCAGGCUACAGUAGUCGCACAGUUUCGCGACUACCAUCUGGAGAAAUUCUUUGGCCAGGGAGAUCCUCGUAUCGUAGACGAAUGGUUUCAGGGCCUUGAAUUGAUUUUCGAGGUCAUGGACUGUCUAGAUCGUUAUCGCUACUAUCCCACGUAUUACCGAGCAGAGAUGGAGCGUCAAUUUCUGUCGCUCAAGCAGGGUACUCGUUCUGUUGAUGAGUACGAGAGAGAGUUCACCAGACUCGGAGCUUUUGUUCUUGACCCAGUGCGUACUGAGGCACAACGAGCGCAGCGUUUCAUUGACGAACUCUUGCCAAAAGUCCGUCACAACAUCGUGGGCCAUGGAGUUCAGUCCUAUGCCCGUACUGUCAUUAUUGCGCAGGAAGUUGAUGCCAGCAUACGGAGGGAGGCCAAUCACGAUCGUCUUCAACCGGUUUCUUCCACUCCAUCAUCAUCAGCACCACCUGCUCAGCCAGCAACUACCCCACAACAAAGAUACAAGAACAAGAGGAAGAACAGGGGAGGCCAAGACGACCGCAGGAACCGUCCGCGACAACAGCAGCCUAUUCCACCUUGCCCCACCUGUGGAAAGAUUCGCCGCAGAGAUUGCCUGAUGGGCCAGAACACUU